GGCGGUGCGGCGCAGGCGCUGCCGCUGUGGCUGACGGCAGAGGCGAGCGCGGCCGUGACGCGAGUGGCGGGGCCGCUGGAAGCGCCGCCCGGAGCCGGGAAGAGCUGCAAAGCGGCGCCAGGUGGCUCAGAAUGAACAAGGAAGAUCAGCUUUCUGAAAAGGGUGUUCAGCCGUGCACAUUUUCAUGAAAUGAAGAUUCAAAAUCUCUUAACUUCAUCAUCUACUGAAAGGCAGAAUUUAAAACCUGGUUAGAGUGAGAGACUACAAAACUGGGAUCUGGUGUUUGCAAGUGACUGCUGGAGCAGGAUAUGGCAUACACAGGCUCCAGGAAGCCUAUUGUACAUGCAAUAUUUACAGAAUACAUGAAGCUCAAGAUCUGAACCUGCUAUGACUGACCCAGACGUCCUCACUGAGGUCCCAGCAGCUCUCAARCGCCUUGCCAAAUAUGUGGUGCGUGGCUUUUAUGGCAUUGAGCACGCUUUGGCUCUGGACAUCCUCAUCAGGAACUCCUGCGUGAAGGAGGAGGACAUGCUAGAGCUCCUCAAGUUCGACAGGAAGCAGCUGAGGGCUGUCCUCAACACCCUCAAAGGUGACAAAUUCAUCAAAUGCAGGAUGAGGGUUGAGACAGCUCCCGAUGGCAAAACCACUCGCCAUAACUAUUACUUCAUCCACUAUCCCCUGCUGGUGAACGUGGUCAAGUACAAACUGGACCACAUGCGCCGCAGGAUCGAGACCGACGAGAGAGACUCCACCAACCGUGCAUCUUUUAAGUGCCCCAUUUGCUUCAGCACUUUCACAGAUUUGGAGGCCAACCAGCUGUUUGACCCCAGGACAGGAACUUUCCGCUGUACUUUCUGUGAGACUGAAGUGGAAGAAGAUGAGUCGGCAAUGCCCAAAAAGGAUGCAAGGACACUCGUUGCAAGAUUUAAUGAGCAGAUUGAGCCCAUCUAUGCGCUGCUGCGUGAGACAGAAGAUGUUAACUUAGCCUAUGAAAUCCUGGAGCCAGAACCCACAGAGAUUCCUGCCCUGAAGCAAAGCAAGGAGCGUGCAGCUGGUGCUGGUGCAGGGGCAGCAGCUGGCCUUGCAGGUGGCCACCAUCGGGAAGCAUGGACUACAAAAGGACCAUCAUAUGAGGACUUGUACACCCAGAAUGUUGUCAUCAGCAUGGAGGACCAGGAGGAUCUUAACAGGUCUGCAGUUGAAGGCAAGCCAGCCAGAGAGAGACCCAUUUGGCUGCGUGAGAGCACCGUGCAAGGGGCUUAUGACCCUGAUGARAUCAAAGAUGGGGGCCGGGAUCUGGACACGUUCCAGGAUCGUGAGGAGGGCAGGACAGCCCUGGAUGACAAUGAGGAGGUGAUGCGUGCUCUGCUCAUCCAUGAGAAGAAGACACCUUCGGCUUCCACCGUCACCGUCGGCGGUGCCGCUCCUCUCUCCGGGGGCAACGCCAGUGACUCCGAGAGCGAGACCAGCGAGUCAGAGGAGGARUCCCCUCCCCGUCCUGCUGCCACAGCCUCCACAACGUAUGGGCUGGAGGAGGAGGAGGAGGAUGAAGAGUUUGAGGUGGUGGCAGAAGACCCCACUGUCACAGUGGCUGGGCGUCCACACUCUUACAGCCAAGUGAGCCAGCGCCCUGAGCUGGUGGCCCAGAUGACACCAGAGGAAAAAGAGGUUUACAUAGCCAUGGGACAACGCAUGUUUGAGGACAUGUUUGAUUAACAGGUCCCUGCCAUGGCAUUUUUUAAAAGGUGACUUUUUAAGGCACAGGCUCCCUAGCAGAACAGAAGASUGCAUCUUCCCUCCCCUGUGCACAGGCAGGGUCACUGUGACUUGGCACUGCUGAUCUCAGGCAUCAUCACCAGAGUCGGGGAGCAGCAAAGUUGCAUGUGCCAAAACACGCAGGGGAGGAUGAGGCUCAGAAGUGAGGUACAAAUCUGCUUCAGGGUGCCCUGCACGGGCAGUGCUUUAACUUUCUCCCAGGCCCUAGCAGCUCCUUCCCCCAAUGGUUUUAGGUUGAUUUUUGUUGCAAAUCCCAGUGAAGUUCUCAUCCCUGCCCUCAGAGGACAUAAGGGCUCCAUAGUCUGAGCAGAGUGCUCUGCAGAGGAGGGUGUAAGUAACACACAGCUGCCUGUGCUUAAGGGGGGAGAAGAGGGAACACUUGUCUGCUGAUUGCAUGCUUGGAACAGGGCUUGUAGCUGACCCUCUGCCACUGGCCACCAGAGUGGCUGUUUCUAAGCAGGCCUGGAGGCAGCAACCUUUUCUGAAAAGGUUUCUGAACCUUUUCUUGUUCCCCUUUGCUCGCUGCUGGUUCUCAGCACCUCAAGGRCAGGUGUAACUUGAAACAGGCAGAGUGAAAGCCUUGGCAAGCACACACAGUCACUUUUUGUCAGUGUAACAAAUGCCCUCCAUGGAUCUGAUCUGCCAGUGCUCUGACUUGCCUGGAGAUAYCUUCAUUGUCUGGUAUUGCUGCCUGUUGCUUCUGCCUAGCCCUGUCCAAACUCCAGUGUUGCAGACAGUUCAUAGUGGGCAGAGCUGCUGUCAGGCAGUGCCAGAGAAGUAGCAUAACUUAAGUUUUAUUUGCAAUCUUCCCAGGGCUGUAUGAUUUUAAGAGGAAUUAGACAAUUUUGAAUUCUGCUUGGCACACUCUUUUACCACAGAAAGACAUUUAUCAGUGCCUAUAGAGCAAUAUAAUGUUUUUUAAUGUUCUUCUCUUUCAAUUGAAAAUGUUGUUUUUUUUUU
Molecule: messenger RNA, 2736 nt
Organism: Malurus melanocephalus (red-backed fairy wren)
Lineage: Eukaryota; Metazoa; Chordata; Aves; Passeriformes; Maluridae
Gene: GTF2E1
Product: general transcription factor IIE subunit 1
Exons: 7
Coding region: 388-1716 (442 amino acids)
Biological process (GO): transcription initiation at RNA polymerase II promoter; transcription open complex formation at RNA polymerase II promoter
Cellular component (GO): transcription factor TFIIE complex
Source: RefSeq, a predicted model, not a curated record